Boleophthalmus pectinirostris (great blue-spotted mudskipper) is the source of this 8085-nucleotide messenger RNA. Its product is annotated as tenascin-like. Gene Ontology annotation, molecular function: protein binding. The record is from RefSeq and is a predicted model, not a curated record. NCBI's taxonomy places the organism in Eukaryota, Metazoa, Chordata, Actinopteri, Gobiiformes, Gobiidae.
UUUAAAUGUUUAACUCUGGGCAGAUCCGGGCUAUUAGUCGCUCUGGAUUAUAAAACGCGCUGUCAUUAAAUGGUCUAUUUUUGAAGUUUUUUCACAAAUAAACCACACCGGACUUUAAAGGAAACCCAACAGUGUGAUGAGCUGGUUGCAGAGGCAGAGCUGAAGACAUGUUCCCAGGGCGUUUCUAAGUGGGGCUUUUAUUGUGAAAGGGUUUAACAGGAAACAGAAUGUGUGUCCUCUUCCUCCUCCUCCUCCUCACCGUGACCUCUGCCCUCUGCCAGGACGUGAAGGUCGCAGGUCAAAGGUCAUCUUCACAGGACGCCAUCAAGGUGGUGAUCUCCGAGGGCUGUGUGGCUCAGGCUGACGCUGCAGAUGGAACCACAGGAGGUAAAGAGCUGUCCCUGUCCCCCGGCUCUCCUCUGGUUUUGACCCAUCAGAUCCGGCUGGUCCCGUCUGGUUCUGGGUCUGGUCCCGGGUCUUGUGAGUGUGAUGGGGACCUGUCGGCCCUCAGAGCUCGUGUGGAGCGGCUGGAGAGGGAGGUGUCUGCGCUGAGGGAGAAGUGUGGAGACCCAGAGAACCCAGGCUGCUGCUCCUCCAGCGAGAGCAAAGGUCCAGGCUGCUCCAUCUCGCCCGACUCCCGUCUGUGCCCAAACGACUGCAGUGACCAGGGCCGCUGCGUAGACGGCCACUGCCAGUGCUUCCCCGGCUUCUCCGGAGCUGACUGCGCCAAGGAGGAGUGCCCCGUGGACUGUGGCGAGAGGGGGCGCUGUGUGGACGGGGAGUGCCAGUGCGAUCCUGGGUUCAGCGGUCCGGACUGCUCUCAAUCCUCCUGCCCCGGGAACUGCAACAACAGGGGGCGCUGCGUGGACGGGAAGUGCGUUUGUGAGUCCGGGUUUGGAGGAGAAAACUGUGCCGAUAAAACCUGCCCCGGGAACUGCAACAACAGGGGGCGCUGCGUGAACGGGAAGUGCGUUUGUGAGUCCGGGUUUGGAGGAGAAAACUGUGCCGAUAAAACCUGCCCCGGGAAUUGCAACAACAGGGGGCGCUGUGUGGACGGAAAGUGUCAGUGCAAUCCUGGGUUUGGAGGAGAAAACUGUGCCGAUAGAACCUGCCCCGGGAACUGCAACAACAGGGGGCGCUGCGUGAACGGGAAGUGUCAGUGCAGUCCUGGGUUCAGCGGUCCCGACUGCUCUAGAGCUACCUGCCCUGGAAACUGUAACAACAGGGGGCGCUGUGUGGACGGGAAGUGUGUGUGCAAUCCCGGGUUUGGAGGAGAAAACUGCGCUGAUAAAACCUGCCCCGGGAACUGCAACAACAGGGGGCGCUGCGUGAACGGGAAGUGCGUUUGUGAGUCUGGUUUCGGCGGUGCGGACUGUGGCAGUAAAAUGUGCCCGGAUAACUGCGGCGGUCGCGGCGUGUGCGUGGACGGGAAGUGCGUGUGCGAUUCCGGGUUUGGAGGAGAAAACUGCGCCGAUAAAACCUGCCCCGGGAACUGCAACAACAGGGGGCGCUGCGUGGACGGGAAGUGCGUUUGUGACAGUGGAUUUAAGGGGGUGGAGUGCGCGGAGAAGGCGUGUCCAAACGAGUGCAGUGGGCGGGGCAAGUGCGUGGACGGGCGCUGCGUCUGUGAGGUCGGCUUCACCGGAACAGACUGCAGCGCUAAAGGAUGCCCCGGGAACUGCAACAACAGGGGGCGCUGUGUGAAGGGGAAGUGCGUAUGCAGGAGAGGCUUCAGCGGAGCCGACUGUGGACAGUGUCAGGAGGGACUCACUGGACCCAACUGUGACACAGUGAUGUCGGCCGUGGAGGAGCUCCACACCAAAGACUUGACCCAGUCCUCGGUCACUGUGGUCUGGACUCAGCCUCCGGUCCAGUACGAGUCCUACCUGCUCAGCUUCUCCAGCCAGAAGGACGGCUCGGAGGUGCAGGCGGAGGUCCCGGGCUCCGACUCCUCGUUCACUCAGAGCGGACUGGCCCCGGGGCAGAGCUACAGCGUCACGGUGACCGGGCGAACGGGCCAGAGCAAAGGGGCCCCGAACACCGCACGCUUCAACACACUGCCGUCCGGCCCCUCUAACCUCCGUGUGGUGAAGACUUCCACUUCCUCCGCCGUCGUCCAGUGGGAGCCCUCGCUGUCCGACGUCGACCGGUACCGCCUCACCGUCUCCCGCAGCGACGGAGCGGGGCGGAGCCAGGAGCUGACCUUUGACCCCACCACCAGCUCCGCCCACAUCACGCAGCUGGAGGCGGGGCUUAGGUAUGACAUCACUCUGGUGGCAGAAAAGGGGAGGAGCCAGAGCGAGCCGGUGACGACGCACGCCACGCCCGGUUCAGCAAACGUUCUAGUGGCAGCUCUGACCGUAGGACCCUUCACUGAGGACACACUAAACCUCACAACUGAAAAUAACAAUAAAAAUAUUAAAAAACCCAUAACACCGAGACCUGGAAAAGUACCCAAACCCAACAUUACAAAAGUGAUCCAAAGAAUCCAAGUGGCGCCCUCUACUGGUGCCAAAAGAGAUAGUUACCCAACGGUCGAAUCUGGGACCAAUUUAGAAACAAAGAAAGAAAUGAACCUGAAGGAAGGAGACACUGGCACCGGUCUGACCACUCCAGAGCCAAAGCGGACCUGUCUUAACCGAGUUAAAGUCACACACGGAAGAUUAAUCCAAAAGGACAAAACCAGUGGAUGUGCAGAGAGCGAGACAGAAGGAACAGCUGAAAGGUCACCAGGAGCCCAAGGAAGCGAACAAGAACCACCACAAAGCAAAGAUUUAGAAAUACCUGAAGAUCGCAGCUUGGCACAGCCAUAUCCUCUACAAAGACUUUUGACUGACACUUUUAACAAAUUAAACGUAACCACAUUUUCCAUUCACGUGUCCGAGCCUUCCAAUAUUGACUCAGAAGCAGAAAUAGUCGCUGAACAAAUCAUAAAAGGGUUAAAACCGAUUUCUACAAUUAAAAAGUCCAUCAGAUAUUUAGACACUCCCCGCAUUACCUCUUUGUCAUCUGAAAGGUCACAAAUUAAAACAGCUUCUCCAACUUCUGCAACACAAAUUUCAGUUCUUACAAAUGUGGAGACAAAUAUAAAAGACGACGAUAACUCAAGAAACGAGAAUUUGGACGAUCCCAGACCGGAAGAUGACAUGGAAUCGCCCAGAGAAGGAAGCACAUCUACAUAUCGCCGAACUCAACCCGGUCGCACAAUUGUUCGUCGACCACGACCAAAUUUGUGGCAUUUAAGGAACAAAACUGGACUUAUUACAAGAGAUAGCGAUGCUUCUUUGCCCUCAUCAUCUAAAAUGACUUCAAGUUCAACAAAUACACCAUUCCCUGUCACUCAAAAACCAUCUUUGAAUAGUGACAGUGGAACUGAUUUGAACAACGAAGGAGAAUCUGAAGGAGCAAAACCAAAGCAAGCGAUGGCACCGGGGUUAGAACGUCCAAGUGUACCACAUGUGAGACCUUUUCUGAAUAAAACUCACCCCAGUAGUAGGUUCUAUAGACGCCCGAUUCGACUUUUAAACAACAAAACGCAAACGGCAGAGCCACAGGGAGCAGGGGUAGACGGGAUGCCCACCACUGUACCUCCAGGAGAGACCGGACCAAACAUGCCAAAAGAUAGAUUCCCUUUAGCCCGAGCAAGUUUUAACCGCUCAAGGCUUGUGUAUCCACGGCGACCAAAUCAAUUUACAGGACCUUUUCAAAACAGGACGCGCUUAUUUUUUAGACCACCACAAAGAGGACCAAUACGCAAGAACCUGACAGCCGAAAGUGCCCCAAAUGGACACCAAAACAGGGACAGCAAUAGUGCCAUGCAGGAUAAGGCUGAGGGAGGAGCAGGGGCUAAAACUGAAGUUUCAGUUUCAGAAAAUCCAAAUUUAAAUGUAGAUAAUGUUCCAAAAUUUGUUGAAAAUGCAAAAGAUAGGUUACAUAUUUCAAAGUUGGAAGAAGGCAAAAUGGGAGUUGUUAAUACUGGACCACAGAUUCCAAGCGACAGACAUGAACCAGGUAAUGAAGAAAGCAAAAUCAUGAGUCAGACUAAUGAGUCUGAACAGCUGAAAGGUUUAAACACAGGGGAAACGGAUUUAGGCAAAGACAGCAUUGACAUUUUUACACAAAGAAUUGAAAUUGAAAAUGAUGAAAUGGACAAAAAUGUAAAAAAGGAAGAGAAUGAUCCGAACAUUUCACAAGAUGAGCUAAAAAAUUUGGAAAAUCGUGGUUCAAGUAACAUAGAGGAAGAGGAUUUGAGUCUACAUUCAGACGAUGAUAAGGCUGCGAAGGAUAUUGGUCAAAAUAAUCCAGAACAACAGCAAACUCAAAAUUCAGGCCCAGAUUCUCAAGGGACAAACAAUUCUGGUUCACCACUUUUUAGAAGACGGUUCAGACCAGGAGUUCAGCCAAUGGGAAGGGUGCCACUGCGUUUUCAAGGCAAAAUCGCAGCUCGAGAUGGCGUCAGUGGUUCAGAUCAACCAGAGAGGAGCUACCAAGACGUGGCUGCAACUAGAACACAAGAAGAAACUGAAUCCCAAGAAGGUCAUGGAAUUAAAAAUGUUCUGAAAGUGAAACUAGAUUCACCAAAAGAUGGAGGUGCAUCCACGGGUCAGAGAGGAUUACCAAGUCGGACGGUUAUUCGACGAUUACGACCAAAUUUAGAUCAAUCUGAGAGGAUCAUCAAAAAAGUGAUCACAACAAGAAGACAAAAAGACCCUGAUUCCACAGAAGGUCAUGGAAUUCAGAAUGAAAAUGAAAAACUAGAUUCACCGAAAGAGGGAGGCGCAUCCACGGAUGAGAGAAGAGGACCCAGUCAGACGGUUAUUCCACGAUUACGACCAAAUUUAGAUCCACCGGAGAGGAGCAUCAAAAACGUGGUCACAACAAGAGGAGAAGAAGACCCCGAUUCUGUAGAAGGUCAUGGAAGUCAAAAUGAAAAAACAGAUUCACCAAAAGAGGGAGGUGCAUCCACGGAUCAGAGAAGAGGUCCCAGUCAGGCGGUUAUUCGACAAUUGCGACCAAAUUUAGAUCAACCAGAGAGAAGCAUCAAAAACGCGGUCACAACAAGAGGGGAAGAAGACCCUGAUCCCGUAGAAGGUCACGGAAUUCAGAAUGAAAAUGAAAAACUUGAUUCACCAAAAGAGGGAGGUGCAGCCACGAAUCAGAGACGGGAACCAAGUCGGACAGUUAUUCGACGAUUACGACCGAAUCUGCAACAGUUUCGGAAUAAAACCGCGCCCGCCGUGAGGCGUGGUAAUGUUUCUUUGCCUCUGUCAAGCAAAAUGCAUCCAGCUUCGACAGAUACGCCCGAGCUAUCAGAAGAGAAGCCAUCUUUGAGUGACGGAAAAGGAGAAAAACAGUCUCUGAGCGAUAAUGGACAGGGUGAUGACAAAGCUUUAAGAAAAAUGAAAGAGUCUGAAGAUCCAAGAGGACCGCAGAGGCUGGAUGAGGUCUUCUCUGAAUCCGAUUAUAAGCUCACUGUUCUGGGGAAAGGGUCCGGCGUUCUGUCCCGGCUCUCCAAACUGGUCAUAAGCACAGGUCCAGAGCCGCCGACGGACCUGGUGUUUGAUCACGUCACCGAGGACUCCGUGACCGUCUCCUGGACCAAACCCAAGUCCAAAGUGUCUGGGUUUAAAGUGACAUACACCCACACAGAGGAGGGAGAGCCGUACUCUGUGUCUCUGGACCAGGGGAACUCCUCCAUAGAUCUGACUCGUCUCUCUCCCGGCUCCACGUACGAGGUCAGCAUUCUGUCGGUGCUCGGUCUGGACGAGAGUGACCCCAUCUCUGGAACCUUCCACACCCUACCGGAUUCUCCCACAGACCUGAGGGCAGUGAACGUCACAGACACUGGGGCUCUGCUGCUGUGGCGCCCCGCCCUGGCCGCUGUGGAGAAGUACACCAUCGUCUAUGGGUCAGGGACAGCAGCUGAGUGGAGUGUGUGUUGUGUUCAGACUCCUGAGGUGAGAGUCACAGUUUCUGGAAACACCGCAGAAGAACAGCUGAAUGGUCUGCAGCCCUCCACCACCUACACUGUCACCAUCAGCAGUGAACUGGACUCCCGGAAGAGCAAAGAGGCCAGCACCAGCUUCACCACCACAGGAUCAGACGGGGCCGGAGACCUCAGAGCCACCAACGUGACGCCCCGCACCGCCACGCUGUCAUGGAAACCACCGUCCAGACCUGUGACGGGCUACAAACUCAUCUAUGAGACCGAGGGACAGAAAAAGGAAGUGUUGGUGGCUCCUGCAGUCACCCAGUUAAACCUGACGAAGCUGUUCCCGGGGGCAGAGUAUUCUGUGGAGCUGCAGGCUCAGGGCGGAGGAGGAGAGAUUCUGUUUACCACAUUCACCACGGGCUCCCUGCGAUUCCCCUUCCCCUCGGACUGCUCUCAGGAACAGCUGAAUGGUCUCAGAGUCUCCAGCCUGGUGGACAUUUUCCCUCUGGGGCGACAGGGGCCAGCACUGAGCGUAUGGUGUGACAUGGAGACUGAUGGAGGAGGGUGGACGGUGUUCCAGAGGAGGAGAGAUGGCUCUGUGGACUUCUUCAGGUCGUGGAAAGAGUACGUCCAGGGCUUCGGAGACCCCAGCGGAGAGUUCUGGCUCGGUCUGGAAGCGCUGCACACUCUGACCACUAGGGGCAGAAUGACCCUGAGAGUGGACCUGAGGGACGGACAGGACUCUGUGUUUGCUCAGUACUCCACGUUUGAAGUGGCCAAGAGGAACUACCGCCUCACAGUGGCCGGGUACAGCGGUACAGCAGGUGAUUCGAUGUCGUAUCAUAAUAACCGGAUCUUCUCGACCAAAGACCGGGACCCAGCGUCGUUCAUCACGCGCUGCGCCAUGUCCUACCGAGGAGGCUGGUGGUACAAGAACUGCCACGAAGCCAACCUCAACGGCCUCUACGGCAUCAACUCCAAACACCAGGGAAUAAUCUGGACCUCGUGGAAAGGCAAAGAGGUGUCCAUCCCGUUCACAGAGAUGAAGAUGAGACCGACAGACUUUCUCCCAAACAAAAACAACUACAGAGCUUAAAGAGGGGCUGUUCCGCAAAAUGGACUUUGCCGAGCUUUUUCCCAUGUUAUAACAUUGUUCCCUCAUCAAAAACAUGCCUCAAGAGGUUUUAGAUGUCAUCCAUGCAUGUAUGAGUCAUCUAGCGAUCUCUCUAUUCCCAAUUCGAACCCUUCUUACAGUUAGCUGUGAGAUUCUGUACAAGGCUCCGCCCACAAACCAACAUCUCCCAUGCUCCCACACCACAAUUCUCCGUAAAUAUACAAAAACACAGUGCAAAACAAAACACUACAGCUUCACAAACCUGAGGCAAUGUGCAGAGGUUUCAUUAGCGGGGUGCACGCUGGUUGUGUUGUGAUAGCGCUCUGAAGGGGGAGUGAGUUAGCAGGGAGAGCAAAAGGGAGGGGAGGCUCAGAGCAUCAAAAACAGAACUGAAUUUUAUAAAACAUGUCAAUACGUAGUUUUGGGCGAAUACAAUAUUUUCCAAACAGUAAAAGGAAACACAGUGAUCUAAAUAAUCGACGUGUUAAAGUUUAUACCCCAGAGAAGUUAAAUACUCCCUUCUUUAAACAGCAGUUCAAUGUUUUCAUUUAAAACGUGCAAAACCAUAAACAUAAAGAGACUUUUGUAUUUGUAUUUUUAUCCAUGUAUCUUGUAGUAGUGUACAGUAUUUGGAAGCAAGUGCCUGAAGACUUCAAGAUUUCUGUUGGACUCGUGCCUGCCCCCUCUGCUGGCAAAAGUGGGGACAGAAGCUAGAGCGGUUUUAUAAUCAUUUGAACCAAUUAGUCCAAUAAGACUUAAUAUUUUAUGUUUAUUUGCAAGAGCGAAAUUUUUUUAUACUCAGAAUGAGAGUGUAUUAUCAUGUUAAAGACCAGAAAGAUCACUUUAGAACUUUAUUUCUAUCCAAAAAUAGGCUCAUUUCAACAGUUUUAUCUCACAGCACUUAAAUCUCCAAACAGCCAGUCGUCCUGAUGUCGUUGCAUCUUUGUUUUUGUUCUGUAAAUACAUUUGGCACUGUGAGGCUCUUAUGAAUUUGAAUGAGUAAAACAAUAAGCUAAUAAAUAAUAACAUACAAAUGGAA